CUGGUGUUCUCUAUUAAGGUUGAUGUCAAUAAACACUCAAAAUGUUGGUCCGUAGGCUUCUGGGAUUGGCCUCCCGAGGCCAUACUAAGUACACCCGACACACUUCAGGACACGCCCCACACGAGCUACAGCUCACUGCCAUCCCCUACCACUACCAUGAAGGGUUUCUGCCCGAAACUCGCGAGCAAUUUCAGAGCUCGUUUUUGAUAUACGAUGAUUUCAUCUCUGUGGAGGAAGAGCAAUCCCUGUUCAAUGAAGUGGAGCCCCAUCUCAAACGUCAGACCUACGAAAAAGACCAUUGGGACGAUGCCAUCUCCAAUUUUCGCGAAACGGAGCGAAAGCACUGGAACGCCCACAACCUCCCCGUGAUCCAACGCCUCCAAAAAUUCGCCUUCGAGCCCCACCUCAAACUCCUGCCUUACGUUCAUGUACUCGAUCUGGCUCCUCAAGGCUACAUAAAGCCGCACAUAGACAGUGCCCGGUUUUGCGGCGACAUCGUGGCCGUGCUGAGUUUGCUCUCGGACUCUGUGGCCAGAUUCGUCCACGACCAAUCCAAAGAUCAAAUCGUGGAUUGUCUGGUACGCCAAAGGUCGCUCUAUGUGAUGAAAGGCUCCUCUAGAUACGACUUUACCCAUGAGAUCCUGAGAUCCGAGGACUCUAUUCUAAAAGAUCCAAAUGACAAUGAACGGAAGAUCGACAAAACUCGGCGAAUUUCCAUUGUUUGCCGUUGUGAACCGGAUGUGACCAUUCGACACAAGACCUAAAUAAGGAUGAAUGAAAAAUGGCGACGAGUUAUUGGCUUUUUUUUGCAAAAGAGAACCUUUAUUGUGUGCCGUCAA
Molecule: messenger RNA, 839 nt
Organism: Tigriopus californicus
Lineage: Eukaryota; Metazoa; Arthropoda; Copepoda; Harpacticoida; Harpacticidae
Product: alpha-ketoglutarate-dependent dioxygenase alkB homolog 7, mitochondrial-like
Exons: 2
Coding region: 42-764 (240 amino acids)
Biological process (GO): fatty acid metabolic process; DNA damage response
Cellular component (GO): mitochondrial matrix
Source: RefSeq, a predicted model, not a curated record